Messenger RNA from Malus domestica (apple), 2381 nucleotides. RefSeq names its product polygalacturonase At1g48100. Gene Ontology annotation, biological process: carbohydrate metabolic process. The record is from RefSeq and is a predicted model, not a curated record. Lineage: Eukaryota; Viridiplantae; Streptophyta; Magnoliopsida; Rosales; Rosaceae. Gene Ontology annotation, molecular function: polygalacturonase activity.
UCCACUAGUCCUCUUGCCAGAACACUUUAUAUAGCUUUAUGCCUCUCUCUCUCUCUCUCUAAGUGCAUUUUGGUAAUUUUCUCUCAUAGGAAGACAUGGAGCUCGUUCACUGGUUUAGAGUCUUAUGGAUCACAAUGACUCUAUUAACCUUCCAGUAUGCAAGCAAUGUGGAAGGAAGAUAUCAUUACCACAAGAGAAACAAAAGCGCAUCCCCUCCUCCUACCCCUGCAGAAGAUCGGGGUUCUCCAUCACCCCCAAGCAUUGCUCCUCCUACCCUUGUAGAAAAACCAGUUGCUCCUACCCCUGCAGAAGAUCGGGGUUCUCCAUCACCCCCAAGCAUUGCUCCUCCUACCCCUGCAGAAGAACCAUUUGCUCCUCCUAUCCCUGCAGAAGAGCCAGUUGCUCCUUCAACCCCGAGCAUUGCUCCUCCUACCCCUGUAGAAGAACCAGUUGCUCCUCCUACCCCUGCAGAAGAGCCAGUUGCUCCUUCAACCCCGAGCAUUGCUCCUCCUACUCCGGUAGAAGAACCAGUUGCUCCUCCUACCCCUGCAGAAAAGCCAGCUGCUCCUUCAACCCCGAGCAUUGCUCCUCCUACCCCUGUAGAAGAACCAGUUGCUCCUCCUACCCCUGCAGAAAAGCCAGCUGCUCCUUCAACCCCGAGCAUUGCUCCUGCUACCCCUGUAGAAGAACCAGUUGCUCCUCCUACCCCUGCAGAAAAGCCAGUUGCUCCUUCAACCCCGAGCAUUACUCCUCCUACCCCUCCUCCACAUGUUCCCUCAGACCCUUACCCAAAUGACCCUGGAAACAACUCUAGUAAUUCUUCAGAUUGUGUGUUUAAUGUCAUGGAUUAUGGGGCAGUUGGAGAUGGCUCUGCUGAUGACACUGCUGCCUUUAGACAGGCUUGGAAGGAAGCCUGUGCUGUUGAAUCAGGUGUUGUUUUGGCUCCUUCUGAUUACUGCUUCAAAAUCACCUCAACAAUUUUUUCAGGUCCAUGCCAGCCAGGACUAGUAUUCCAAGUAGAUGGGGUUUUGAUGCCGCCGGACGGGCCAGAGACGUGGCCUACAACAGACAGCCUAAACCAGUGGCUUGUGUUUUACAGACUCGACCAAAUGACUUUCACUGGUACUGGAACCAUCGAAGGCAACGGCCAAAAGUGGUGGGAGCUCCCUUGCAAACCUCACAGGGGUCCCAAAGGAUCAACACUGCCAGGACCAUGUGACAGUCCUGCGAUGAUCAGAUUUUUCAUGAGCUCUAAUUUGGUGGUGAGAGGCUUAAGAAUCCAAAACAGUCCAAAGUUCCACAUGAAAUUCGAUGGCUGUGAAGGAGUACUGAUUGAGAAAAUAUCCAUUUCUUCACCAAAGCUUAGCCCCAACACAGAUGGGAUCCACAUAGAGAACACAAAAUCUGUUGCAAUAUACGACUCAAUGAUUAGCAACGGUGAUGACUGCAUUUCAAUAGGAACUGGGUGUGCAAAUGUUGAUAUAAUGGGGGUCACUUGCGGGCCAAGUCACGGGAUUAGCAUUGGGAGCCUUGGCGUGCACAACUCUCGGGCAUGCGUCUCCAACAUCACAGUCCGCAACGCAGUCAUACGUGAAUCAGACAAUGGCGCCCGAAUCAAGACAUGGCAAGGCGGGACGGGCUGCGUAUCUGGCAUCCUCUUCGAGAACAUCCAGAUGGAGAAUGUGCUCAACUGCCUGCUAGUAGACCAGUACUACUGCCUAUCAAAGGGAUGCCUAAACCAAACCUCAGCAGUACUAGUCACAGAUUUAACAUACAGAAACAUAAAGGGGACGUACGAUGUGAGGACGCCUCCCAUUCACUUUGCAUGCAGUGACACCGUAGCAUGCAGAAAUAUUACCCUCUCAGAAGUUGAGCUUUACCCACACGAAGGAGAACUCAUGGAUGAUCCCUUUUGUUGGAAUGCUUAUGGAAUCCAAGAGACUGCUACUAUUCCCCCUAUUGAUUGCUUGCAAGAGGGGGAACCUCAGGUUGCGGCUGAGGUGUCUGAGUAUACUUGCUAGAGCAAGGAAUCUUUUGUUCGACCAUUUACAUACAACAUCAAAGAUAAUCGGGUGGGAUCAAAUACAGGGAGUUGUAUCUUAUUCGUAUGUGAGUAUAGUCACAUGGUCACGUGGUCAGACGAGAGAAUUCUUAUACUUUCUAGGUCGUGUUACUUAGGUUUUAUUUAUCUUGAUAUAGAGUUUCUGUGUACUGUAUAGAGCCCAAGAGCCAUUUAUCUGUUGAUGGGUCCAUCCCUCUCUGGGGUUCCCCCCCUUAUUGUGAGAUGUGAUGUGGGGAAUUAUUAUCAAUUGGGUCUUGUAUUUUGGCCUUAAGAUAUAGUAAUGAUAAUGUUGUCGAGAGGAUGAAUUUCACAGGAAAAA